GGUAAAACCGAUUUCGGAUUCGGAGGCUGGGGUGAAAGUGGACGGUGAAUAGAAAAUAGUUAAUGAUUAUUAUAAAUACUUGGUAGUCGUAAUUAGCAUUACAAUUAUUACAAUGGUACCGGCUCCAAAAAUAUAAGAGGCUGUUUUUUAAUAGAUUUUCAUAGAGUUUCUUACGUACUUAUAUGUAGAACAGUGGAAAUGAGUGGGUACAUUGUAUGGUGAAUGAAUCACGAAUGCUUAUGGACGAGGUUUUGUGGAAAAUCACAAGGAGGACUUUAUCGUAACUCAGGUCCAGGAUUAUAUGAAUUUCUUAUGGAGGCCGAGUUACAACAGUAUUACACAGGUAUUAAAGGAGAUCUAAAAGUACAAUCAACUGCCCAAUUAAAAUAUGUGACUGAAGAAGAUUUGACAGCCAUCGGAAUGAGCAAACCAGAAAUGCGUCGUUUAAAAAAAUAUUUCCAAAAACAUUUCCCCCAAAAUUAUUUAUCUAAAUUCAAAAAAAUGCUUUUGCCUAAACGUGAAGAGCCGCCUCCUGGAGCGAUAAAUGUAUUGUCUAUUGAAAAACAAGAUAAGCCGCCGAUAAAAGUUCCAAAUAAACAUAUGAUACCAGCAGACGCAAUAAUCGUUAACAAAGAAUUGGGAAUCGGUGAAUUUGGUAUCGUACAACAAGGGGUAUGGAGUAAUGACGGAGAAAGGAUUCAAGUAGCUAUCAAAUGUUUAUCCCGUGAACGAAUGCAAAAUAAUCCAAUUGAAUUUUUAAAAGAAGCAGCAAUAAUGCAUGCAAUUGAUCAUGAACAUAUUGUCAGAUUGUACGGAGUUGUAUUAGAUACCAAUUCCCUUAUGCUUGUUACGGAAUUAGCACCAUUGAGAUCACUAUUGGAAUGUUUGAAACAGCCAAGUUUACGUGUUAGUUUUCCUGUAAUAUCACUCUGUGAUUUCGCAAUUCAAAUAGCCGAUGGUAUGCAAUAUCUCGAAGCCAAAAGACUGAUUCAUCGUGAUUUAGCGGCAAGAAAUAUUCUUGUAUUUUCGAAAAAUAAAGUCAAAAUAUCGGAUUUUGGAUUAUCCAGAGCCUUGGGGGUUGGUAAAGAUUACUAUCAAACAAAUUUUAAUGUAAAUUUAAAAUUACCCAUAGCUUGGUGUGCACCCGAAUGUAUAUCGUACCUCAAGUUCACAUCUUCCAGUGACGUUUGGGCUUACGGUGUAACACUUUGGGAAAUGUUUAGUUACGGAUUUCAACCGUGGGCGGCUCUGACAGGUCAUCAAAUUUUAGAAGCCAUUGACGAACCAAAUUUCCAACGGCUUGAACAACCAGACUGUUGUCCCAAAGAGUAUUACACAUUAAUGCAACAAUGCUGGCAACAUGAACCCGCAAAACGACCGAAAUUUUCUGAGCUCAUUGAACUACUGCCGGAUUUAAAACCUGAACAGGUACAGGCUGUGCAGGAUAACAGCGAAAUUGGUCAAUUGACGUAUCGUCAAGGCGAUGUCAUAACAGUACUAAAUAAAGGAGUUAAUAAUUUAUUGUGGAAAGGUGUACUGAGUAAUGGAAAAACAGGAUUAUUUAGUCCGGCUCACACUAUUGCAUAUUUGGGAUCAAAUUUACCGAGCAAUAAACCGGGUGAAUUUCUACGAGGUGAUGGUAAAAAUGCAUUUUCAUCUCAUAGACGUAAAAUUCGUACUGAUAUGAUUUCAUCACCGCAAGGUGAUUUACGUCAUACUGGACAUGUUGGUUUAGAUGGAGCAUAUUUUGGUGAUAUAAGUUUUCUUGGUGGUAAGUAUCCGCAUUUACCGCGACAAAUAGUAACUCCUUAUAAACCACAUGAAGAUGCGGCUAAUAAUUCUAGUCAAAUUUUUUAUCAAGAAUCGCUAAAUCAUGAAAAUACUAAUCGUGACAAUGCAAAUGUUAACAAUAAUAAACAUUCGUCAUAUGAUUCACAAACUAAAAAUGAUAAUCUGUGGUCUGAUGCAGCUUCGGGACUUACACAUGUGGACAUGAGUCAUAAGAAUGAUGAUCAAUCGAUUAUAUCAAUGAAUAUUGAUAAUUCUGGUAAUAAUGAUCAUGAAUAUCAUGAGAUAAGUGAUGAAGAGAACCAAGACAGCGCGCUGAGAUUUGACAAGCCGCUUGAUUUUGAUUUCGGUCCGAGUUUAUUGGAUGAAAUGGACCAGAUGUUUCGGUCACUAGGAACAUCAUCUCCUUCAUCACCACCAGGCCAUCCGACAUCUGCUGAACAAGAAUCGAGUAAUGUUAAGAAUGAGCUUCGAGAAAUGCAAUCAAAGCAGAGUAAUAAAAAAAAACAAGCAACUGUUAAGCCAAUAUCAGCAGCUGAUCAAAAAACACUUUACUCUGCAAUAGCGAUGGCACAAGAAUUAACUGCUCGUUCUAUGACAGAUCUUGAGUAUCCACCGGAGUCACCUGUGACGUCUACGAGUCCAUCGAGGCGAAGAAAAUUUUCUUUUAAAUUACCACAUCAACACAGUCCUAAACCGGACAGGCGACACUUUGCUGAAGAAGCUGCGAGUAUACCAGAUAUCCAGGCGACACUGUCAGAAGAGGCUAAGGAAGUAUAUAAUAGUCUGGUUGAGACACAGACAUUAGACAAUACGACGGACACAAAUCCACUUCGAAUGUUACGAUCUGGAUUACCAGUAAGACCUCGUGUACGUGGAAAUAAACAACUCAGUUUGGGUCUUACAGCACCGCAUAUUGACGAAAUCGUUGGAUUAUCUGAUAACAAUAAAUUGUCAACGGAUUUUUAUCACGUUGGAUCAUCAACAUUUCCAAAGAUGGGUGAAAUGUCGGUCAACAAUUCAUCCAUUUCUAUUUUUACUACACAAUCUUUAGAGCGACACAACUCAUUGAUGAAUAUUGAAAAUAGUCAGAGCCAAAAUAAUAUUGAAGAAAAUCCAAUUCCAUUACCGCCGCGUGACAGAUCAAGAACAUUGCAAUCUAAAUCAAAUUUACCGCGACAUCAACGAAAACAUCCAUUAAUUAUUCCUGGAGGUGGAAUUUCUCGAACGUUGGCUAAAGCCAUUGCAACAUCAUCAGCUGAAGAUCAGAUUGAUGGAGUGGCUCCUUCGUUCAAUUUAUCUAAUCCAAAUGUGUCUUUCUCCACGCCAAUGAUUCCAACAGCCAGUCAAACGCCGAAUGCAGCACCUAAUAGCCCAGAUGAAUUCGAACGACGCAUCGAUUCCGAAUUAUCAGCUUUAGACUCAUUGUCAAUAGAAAAUAAUUGUUUACAUCCCUGUGGAAUUAUAUCCGAAGAUUUACUUGAAAAUUCUGAUUUAUCAGAUGACAGUUUGAGAGAAAAUCAAUCUAAUGUUAACUGUGAUGCUGUUAAAAACUCAAAUUAUUUUAUAAAUUCCGAUAAUCCUCAGACUUUAAGUGAUAGGAAACCAUCAUUUGAUAAAAAAAUUGAAAAUAUUUCAGACAAUAUAAAUAUUGCAGAUGAUAAAAACAAUUCAAUGUCGAUAAAUGGAUUAGUUCAAGUAUCGAGUAGUUCUUUAGCGGCAGUUAAAUCUCAAGCAUCCUCAGAAUUGAACUAUGCAGUAAAUAAAACGACAAGUUCAUUGAAUCCGUUUGAUUCUAAUAUGACAGAGAAUGAAACAAAAACAAAUGUUGAAAAAAACAGUGAAUUUAAAAGUAAUACGACAGGUAAUGUAUCUAAAAUUCAAACUACAGACGAUAGAAGAGCACGUGUCAGUGAUCUUUGUCGACAAUCUGACCAUGUAUCAUGUGAAGAUUUACUUGAGUUUGCGUGUGACAGACCAAAUGUACUCAGAACUCGUGGUCCCCACAAUGGAGCACAAUCAGAUGAGGUUCGUAUAAUGUUGAAAGUUUUACAAGAUCAAUCAACACCUGAAUCCUGUGUCAAGGCUCUUGAUGUGGCCAAUUGGGACAUAUUAGCGGCUAUUAAAUUAGAACGUCUUCAAGCGUUGCUGAAAAAAGAACAUAAACUUUUACCUCUUGAAGAGUGCAAAAUUAUGCUGAAUCAAAGUGAUGGGGAUAUUGUUAAAGCAGCUGCUGCAAUUAAAAACACUGAUGACAGUACUGCAGUCUGAUUAAAAAAAAAUUUACGUUAAAAUUUAUUCAUAAAUUUUAAUUGUAAUAUUCAUUAUUAUUUAUUUACUUUUGUCUGUUGAAAUUUCAACUUUAUAAUCUGUGUUCAUAUAUAUUUAUAUAUAUAUGUAUGUAUAUAUAUAUUUAUAAUAUGUGGAAAGACAUACCAUUACCAUGAUCAUAAAUUAUUUAUUUAUUAAGUUUAUAUAUUAUUACAUCUCAGGUAAAACAAAUUCAAAAACUAGGCCGGAAAUUUGAAAAUUUUCUAUUAUAUAUUAAGUCGGUUGAACUUUUUCAAAGUUCUAUAAUUUCACUAAAAAAAAAAAAAAAAUACUAUGGCCGAAAAUAGGCCGGCUCUAUUUAUCGGCCUGAUUAUUGACUAACAAAAUUUCGGCCAACUUCGGGUUUUUCCGAUGAAAUUUUAUGGUUACGUGAUUCCGACCAGAUUUAGAGCUUUGAUUAUUUUUCGGCAAAAUAGUUUUACCUGGGAUCGUAGCGCAUUUUUAAGUUAUCAACUAUAUAUGAUACGAUAAUAUAAAUGUGGUCAUAUAAAAAUUAUUGACUUCCCAGUAGACUAAUUUAAUUUAUAGAUAUACAUAUUAAUUGUAUUUAAACUGUUGAAAAAAAAAAAAAUUAUUUUGGUUGAGUUACAUAACCUCUUAUGUAAAAGUUACAGGUUCGUUAGAUAAUUUCCAACAUUAUGAGAUUAUUAUUUUUAUUUUCAAUACACAGAAAACUUUAUGGUGAAAAUUAUCCAAAUAUUUUAGGUAACUGUAGGAUAAUUCUACUUUCUAAAGAAGUAAUCUACGAAUUUAAAUGAUGUUUCGUACAUAAAAAAAAUAUAUAUACUCCAAGAAAAGUACUUUACUAUACUACAUAGUGAUAUAUAUGAUUUAUUAGUAACAUUUAUUAAUUUAUUUUAAUAUUCGCAAUAAAUAAUAGAAAAAAAACCCGUGUGCCAGGAAAUUUAAAAAUUCGAACUUUUUUAAAAUUUUGUACUUCAUUGCAUAAUAUUUUGGUCCCAGUAAGUAGAGGUGGAUAGUUCCGGACCUGUAUAGUUCCAUGAAAUAUGUCUUUUGUCGGAGACGUAUCCAAUCGUUCCUCAAAAUUCACUUUAGUACACUCACUAGUUCUUUUUUAUCCGCCAAUGCCGUCAUUUACCAACAAGCAGUAAAGCAGCAGAAUAAUUUUAGAUUGGUGAUUUUUUAUGGAACUUUGAGUUGAAUAGCAAUCAUAAUUCAUUCUCUGUUUGGUAUAAAAUAAUAUAGUUUGUCGUGAAUGCGUCUUAAACACAUAGGUCGCAUAGCAUAAUGUUGUGUAUACUAGAGUAUUUUGUAUGUCUACGUUCUAAGUACUGAACUUUUAUGAGAUUUAAAAAUAUUAAAUAGUUCCACGGAUAUGAUUUCAGGAAACUAGUUCCUUCUCGCUCCAGAAACGUUCCAGGUUCAAUUCGAUAUGUUCCUGGAACUAUCCACCUCUACCAGUAAGAGAAAGAACCUCGGAAAUCGCCCCCACUAUCGAAAAUUUAUAAAGUGCGCAUGCGUAAAGAAGUGGGAGAUAUUUAGUACACAGAACAUUCAGAGUGGAAGUAAAAACCGAUGACACCCGAAGUCUAAUCUUUUGUCAGGAUGACAACAAUUAAAUAAAAAAAUUGUAAUUCGAGUGUUUUCGUAAAUAUUCGACUUUUUUCAUUUAUUCCGGAACCGAUAGGUUAAAAUGAAGCGAUUAAGUGACGCUUUGACGUAAAAACGAAUCCUUCUAUAUACUUUUCAUUAUUAUUUUAGGAUAUUUAAUUAAAUAUUCUAAAUUAUAUUCGGUAUAAAAAAUUUCUAUAUUAUCGGUAAUUUUCACCAUAAAUCCAUACUGCCCUUACAAUACUAUUUGUGUAGUAAUUUUAUAGUAGAUUUUUUUUCGUAAAAAAUACUUACUGAAAAAAUCUCUGUAUUAAAAAUGGCUUUAAGGUUGUAGCAAAGCUUGACGAUUAAAAAAUCAAAGAUACUUUAUAAUUUAAUAAUACGAAAUAAAUUUUUAGUUUAUUUUUAAGGGCCAUUAGAGUGAAAUUUAUUUAUUUCACGUGAAUUUUAUGAAAAUAUUUAACUACUAGACUUAUUGGAGGAAAAAGUCCGAUCUUUACGUAGAGAAAAAAAUAUUCAAUACAUAUCUAAACUGUGAGAAACUUUUUAUAUAUUAGCUUGUAUGUUUUUGAUGAUUCAUUUGAAUAUUUAAAUCAAUGGCAAUCAAUAUUAUAAAAAAAUACGAAAUAAUAAUUUAAUUGUUUUGUGUACUUUUAUAUAUUUGUAUGUUUAAUGAAACGACUACUUAUCAAAACCAAAAAAUUAAAAAACAAAAUAAUUUCUUCCAUACACUCUUGUAAAAAAAGUCCUUCCAAAAAUAUUCCAAAAAAGUUUGAUGUGUAGAACUUCUAAACUCGAUACAGAUUAAAACUUCGAUGAAAUUAUUGAUUUAUACACUGAAAAGUUCCAAAGUCGCCACAUUUGGACCUUUAACCCAUAUAACAAUCUUGUUCAAGGUUUGAGCAAGCCUGGUCUCAAGUUCAAUAAACAGUGUCUUUUCCUACCUAUGUGUCUUGCUGCAGAUACUUGUGGAUAGAUUUCAAUAGUCAGUCUAGUGCCAGCCUUACACAAGAAAUUCGUACCGAUUAAAAUUGUAGUUACUACAAUGGCAGCUGUAGUUGAGGUUACUACAAGUUGGAGUAAAAAAUUGUCAGCUCCAACUUGGAAUAACCUCAACCACAUGUGCAGUAACGCCAACUACAAUCAUCUAUGUUCACUACAAUAUGUAGUUGUCAGUACUAUUUAUGUAGUAUCCUUUACUACAUACUAAAGUACCCAUUACUACAAUAUAUUACUACAGUAUUGUGGUUGGAAGAACCACAAAUUUUUUUCCGUAGUGCACAAAUUUCUAUAUUUUGAAGUAUUUAUUAUUUGCAAUGAUAAACACAAAAAAAUUGUGGUUAUUCCAACGACAAUACUGUAGUAAAACAUUGUAGUAGUGGGUACGCCAAUGUAUAGUAAAGGAUACUAUGUAAAUACUACUGACUACUAAAUAUCGUAGUAAAUAUUGACGAUUGUAGUUGGCGUUACUGCAUGUGUGGUUGAGGUUACUCCAAGUUGAAGUUGGAAUUUCUUUACUCUUGUAGUAACCUCAACUACAGAUGCUGCUGUAGUAACUACAAUUUUUUUUGUGCAAGCUUUAAUUUUUAAAAACCGAGAGAAAAAUUGGAAAUUUGUUUGAUGAGCUGCGAACAUCGUUUCCUUAGACCCCCCCCUCUCCAUAAGUGCGAACGUAUUUUAUAAAUGGCACCUGUCAAACUUUUUUAGAAUCUUUUUGGAAUGAAUUUUUUUACAUGGGCAUAAGAUAUUGUGUUAUCUAUCGUUUAGUUUUAUAUAUUUAUAUAUAUAAAUAUAUAUUCUAGUUGUGAUUGAUGCCAUAUUGUAUAUAAUAUGGUAUUUCUAGUUGUUUACUAAUUGCUUAUGUAGAUUUUUUCUGCAUAUAUUUACUGUUUGGUUAUGAAAAAAAAA
Microplitis demolitor is the source of this 7599-nucleotide messenger RNA. It is a transcript of the gene Ack-like, whose product is annotated as activated Cdc42 kinase-like. Gene Ontology annotation, molecular function: protein binding; protein tyrosine kinase activity; ATP binding. The transcript is spliced from 10 exons. Bases 223 to 4059 code for a protein of 1278 amino acids. Lineage: Eukaryota; Metazoa; Arthropoda; Insecta; Hymenoptera; Braconidae. The record is from RefSeq and is a predicted model, not a curated record. Gene Ontology annotation, biological process: protein phosphorylation.